Molecule: messenger RNA, 4284 nt
Organism: Podarcis muralis (Common wall lizard)
Lineage: Eukaryota; Metazoa; Chordata; Lepidosauria; Squamata; Lacertidae
Gene: ADSS1
Product: adenylosuccinate synthase 1
Biological process (GO): IMP metabolic process; 'de novo' AMP biosynthetic process
Cellular component (GO): cytoplasm
Molecular function (GO): adenylosuccinate synthase activity; GTP binding
Source: RefSeq, a predicted model, not a curated record
ACGGGCAUUCGAGGCGGGCUCGUGCGAGCAGAAGGAAUUUCUCUCAGGCCGCCGACAGAGCCGUCCAGCCAGCGUCAUGUCGGGCACCCGGGCGGCGACGGCCGCGUCCAAUGACCGCGCCCCUCACCCAGCCGGCGCCGGUGGCCUGAAGCGGCUGCGGAGCGAGCCGGGCGGCAACCGGGUGACGGUGGUGCUGGGCUCGCAGUGGGGGGACGAAGGCAAAGGCAAGGUGGUGGACCUGCUGGCCACGGAGGCCGACGUCGUCUGCAGGUGCCAGGGUGGAAAUAAUGCAGGCCAUACUGUGGUUGUUGAUGGGAAGGAAUAUGAUUUUCACCUCUUCCCUAGUGGUAUAAUUAAUCCCAAGGCAAUUUCUCUAAUUGGGAAUGGGGUAGUCAUACAUUUGCCAGGCUUAUUUGAAGAAGCUGAAAAAAAUGAGAAAAAAGGUUUAAGAGACUGGGAGAAAAGACUCAUCAUAUCAGACAGGGCACACAUUGUGUUUGAUUUUCACCAGGCAGUGGAUGGACUUCAAGAAGUGCAGCGGCAAGCGCAAGAAGGGAAAAAUAUUGGCACAACAAAGAAAGGGAUUGGACCAACCUAUUCUUCCAAAGCGGCACGGACAGGACUUCGGAUAUGUGAUCUUCUUUCAGACUUCGAUGAAUUUUCUUCAAGAUUUAAGAAUCUUGCUCACCAGUACAAGUCGAUGUUUCCUUCUUUAGAAGUUGACACAGAAGGACAACUAAAAAAAUUAAAGGGCUAUGCUGAAAAAAUAAGACCAAUGGUCCGAGAUGGUGUUUAUUUUAUGUAUGAAGCGCUGCAUGGCUCUCCAAAGAAAAUUCUUGUAGAGGGUGCCAACGCAGCACUGCUCGACAUUGAUUUCGGCACAUAUCCCUUUGUGACGUCCUCCAACUGCACUGUGGGCGGUGUGUGCACCGGGCUUGGUAUUCCUCCCCAGUAUAUUGGAGAAGUGUAUGGUGUAGUGAAGGCCUACACAACAAGAGUGGGAAUUGGAGCCUUUCCCACUGAACAGAUAAAUGAAAUGGGAGAUCUCUUACAGUCCCGAGGCCAUGAAUGGGGAGUGACCACAGGCAGAAAAAGGCGCUGUGGCUGGCUUGACCUUGUCAUAUUGAGAUACGCCCAUAUGAUCAACGGAUUCACUGCCCUGGCAUUAACAAAACUGGAUAUUCUGGAUGUAUUUGAUGAAAUCAAAAUUGGUGUAGCUUACAAGCUGGGUGGCAAAAGAAUUCCAUAUUUUCCAGCUAACCAGGAAAUACUGCAGAAAGUGGAGGUGGAGUAUGAAACGAUGCCAGGGUGGAAAACCGACACAACAAGUGCCAGAAAAUGGGAGGAACUUCCACCUAAGGCACAAAAUUACAUUCGGUUUGUGGAGAACCACGUUGGGGUGGCAGUGAAAUGGGUUGGAGUUGGAAAAUCAAGGGAAUCGAUGAUCCAGCUCUUUUAAACACACAAAGAACAUAUGUGCCAAGAAGCAGUUUAUUGUACAUCUGUUCCUUUCUGUACCCAAACUGAGAUGAAGAUGCUGUUCUUCCUAGACUAUGAUUAGACAUGCCUUGUACUUGUCAUAUUCUCAAGUAAAUGUAUCCAAAAAUUAGGAACACAGAAUAAGAACAGAAAUUUUGGGGAGGGGAAUCUUAAGGUCACAUUUUAAAAAGUGCCAAACCUGCACUGAAUUAUUUCUUCAACUUGCUACCAGUAGUGAAGUUUAUUCCAGAUUGCAGAAGGUGUAAGGAGGAAGUUCCAAUUCCUAUGUCAGGAAGCAAUAAUAUGGCAGUGUUCAAUGUAUGUGGCAUUUAAAAUUGUGCUGGUUAUGGAGCACUGCACUUGUGUAAAAGCCAGCACAAUUCAGUAAUUCUCUUUCAAGCCCAGCAGUCCAAAUAAAAGCUCUUCAGAUAUAAAGGGAGAAGAGAUGCAAAAGAAGUUAUGUCAUGGGAGGAAGGAAGGCAAUAGCUUAAGUCCUUUUUUUUUUGGCAGUGGGUCAAACUGAAAAUAGCCGACAGACCUAAGUGAUAAAGAGCUUCCCUUGAAAUAUUUCCCAAUAGGCACUCCACAUGAAGUCUUUCAGAGAUGGUGCUCUCUUGUGCCAUUGUGCAGUACAAAGGACAAAGAAACCACAGCAAAGUAAGAAAAUGCCCUGGGAAGCCAAUCUUUGCAACAUCCUGAAGUGCGUCACUACAUGGACCGGGUGUGGCUUCACUACAUCCUUCAUUACAGCCGAGUAGAUCCCUGGUCUUGGACCCUAUGUUGCCAAGCCAUAGUGUGGAUUCCCUUCCACUAACAUUACUUGCCACUCCGCUGCUUGAUCACCAACAGAAUAAAUAGAUCAAUGAAGGCUGUCUAUCUAUCGUCAUCUACUAACCCUCAUGGCAGUGUUCUGUCUCCACAUCUGAAUACCAGUUCUGGAGUGGAGAGUGUCUCUUGUACUUGGGUCGUGCUUGUGUGAUUCCUGUAGGGACCUGGUUGGCCACUGUAAGAACAGGGUGGGUCACUUGCUUCAGCCAGGGGGCUCUUCUUAUGUUCUUAAAACAAGUUAACUAGAGCGGCUCCUCAUCAGCCUUUCAAAUAACGAGUACAGAAUGGUAGUGCUUUUUUCUAUGGAGCUGUGCUGUUAUGGACUGUGGAGCAAUUCUUUUAAAUAUAAUGAAUGUCUCCAAUCCCAGCAAAAUAAGCAGUGUAUGAAGGAGGAAUCCUUUUGGUUCAUGCAGAAUAGCAGUGUGGUUUUUUGAUUUAUUCUGUGUAGUUAUCCAUGUGAAGAAGAGGGCCUAGGGCUUGGAUCUGUUGCUGCUUGCCUCCAUUUUUUUUUAAAAAAAUGAUUAAUUGUGCCAUUGCAACCACAUGUUCCCCAUGAAUAUGAGUGUGUUGUGGGGCAAUGAAGUGCCAAGCUAGAAUGACAUAAUGGUGAAUGUUGAUCUGGAUGCACUUUUAAGGUCACUGCUUCCAGUAGCAAAGGUUGCGUCAGCCUCUGUCCAUCCAUCCGUACCACGGAGGAUGCUUGCCUUACAAGGUUGUUUGAAGGAUUAAAACUAGAUAUUGCCUGUGAAGUGCCUUGAACCCUAGAAAGGGCUAUACAAAUCCUAAAUAUUGUGAUUCUGACCUUAUUGAGGUCAGAAGGUCUACCAUUACGCAAUGAACAAGUUUUAAAAGAAAGCAGCCAAGGUGUGUUGCAACUGGGUGCUCCUGUGUCGUUUUUAUUGUGGGGGAUUGUGGCCCCUGCCCCUUGCAAUACCAUUGCCUUGGACAGCUUGGAAAUGGAGGUUAUAGUUUAGUUAUUCAUAACUAAUAGAAACUCAGGAACAGAGAGCACUGCAUUGACUCUCACUGCCUUCUGUUUAUUAGUUAAUGGUUACAAUUCAACACUGAACUUAAGCACGCCUAAGCCCAGUGAAAACCAAUGAGCUUUGGUGGGUUGGACUGUCACCAAUGCCUUUCCUGGGAUCCAGAGUAGUGUGUGUGCUUGCACAAAGGUGUCUCUUAAUUUUUCCUUUUGGUGGCAUCCUCUCACGGAGGCUGCUGCCAGGAGAGCUGAAAAACCUUGUGGGCAAUCUUUUACAACUCUGGAUCCUAGUCCUUAUCUCUGCCUUAGUUUUGCCAGUUGUAACAUGGCAGGUAAUACUUGCUUACCUACCUCAUGUCGACAAAGUAGGCUCUAGCCCGCACUCAGUGAUACACUUGUUAGUCUUUAAGGUGCCAAGGGGUUCUUUGUGUUUGCUGCAACAGACUGCUCUGGAAUAAUUUUUGUAUGUUUUUAUGAGAAUCACGGUGGGCCUCACCCUUUUGAGAAGUCUAACUUUCUGAUUCACAGAUUAUGUUGACUUCACUUUGAGACUUAAAUGUUUUGUUAAAUAAUUUGUAAAAGCGCUUUUAAUUGGCAGGAGGACCACUGCCAAGUCAGUUUUCGUUGCUGUCACAAAUAGCCCAAGAAUUCUUCCCUCAAGCCAUGGUGCCUUGGCGUAUAUGCAUUUGGACAAAGUCCACCAAAGUGGCCUUUUGCCUUGCAGUUAUCAAGCUUUGCUCUAUAAUCACUUAGGAGUGACUGGCUUACUGCACCUUGUGGCUUGCUUCCUGCUUUGUAAUUUGAAAUGGCAUUGUUGUCCAUUAUCUUUGCCCAUUUGACAUAUUUUUUUACGCUACUAACAAGAUGCAUACAGAAUUGUAAGAGGAGGAGGGGUCCUUGUAGGCCAUCUUGUCCAAUCUCCUGAUUGCAAUUGACUAUCCAGAGCUAGUGCAUCCUCAAUAGAUGAUAUUUGUUACAGUGGUACCUCGCAAGAC